Molecule: messenger RNA, 6417 nt
Organism: Cydia strobilella
Lineage: Eukaryota; Metazoa; Arthropoda; Insecta; Lepidoptera; Tortricidae
Gene: mtgo
Product: fibronectin type-III domain-containing protein 3a
Exons: 10
Coding region: 453-3863 (1136 amino acids)
Molecular function (GO): protein binding
Source: RefSeq, a predicted model, not a curated record
AGCCACGUCGUUGUCGGCGCGGCGCGCCGGCCAAUAUAGCGCGCGACACCGCCCGCCCGCCGCCCCCGCUGGCGCCCGUGAGCCCAGUCCCGUCCGCGCCGCCGAGCCGCGCGCUAGUGCCGCGCGAUCAUCCUGUUCGCUCUGCAAGUCUCUGACCACUGAAUCCGACCGUUUAUGACAUUCGACAACCCCGCCCUGUGUCAGUGCAUUUUCCCGAGACGCAUUGCGUUUCGAACACGAGAGAGCGCUGCUCCAAACCGAACCGUGUUGGGAUUUGUGGCUGCGUUUAUUUAUGUUGUCGUUUUGGUGUGGUGUAUAUUGUGUUAUACGGACGAAAACCGUAUUAUCUGUGAUAUAGUUUGUGGAUACUUUUAACAAUCGGUGGCAUAUUCACGAAGAGUUAGUGGUCCGCGGUUCCGGAUGGUCCGGCGCGCGAUGCGCUGCUAGUCACGAUGGUGGGCGUGGGCGUCGCGGAGGGCGGCGGCGGGCCCGGUCCCGCGGAGCCCUACUACGGCGAGUACGGCUACCCGGAGCCGUACUACGUGCCCGAGAUGUGCCCGCACCCGCAGCAUCCGCAGCACGCGCAUAUGUGCACCGUGCACGCCGAAUACGGCGGGAUGCCGGUGGUUACGUCGGCGACGAUGAUGCCGCCCAUGCUGCCGCCGGUGCUGGACGAGAACAUGCGCCACUACCUGGUCCACCAGCACCAGCACCCGCACCAACACCCGCACCACCAGCCCCACCACCAGCCGCACCACCAGCCGCACCAUCAGCCGCCGCCGCAUUACGGUCCAGCAAAUGGUGCGGGUGGUCCCCAGCAUUUCUACGGGCCUGGCUACCCCGCUCACUUCCACCAUGUCCCUCCGCACCACAUGCAGCACUCCCCACCUCCGCCUGUCUACCAGAAAGAUGAACGUACACAGAGAAUGCACUCCAAGCUCAAACAAAAACUGGAGCGCAAACAGACCAAUAGAAAUAAUGGUAUAGUUCCAGAAGCGAACUCGGGCGGCAGCACGCCGUCGCUGUCCCCGCGCAAGGAGCUGAACGGGCGCGGCGGCGGCGGCGGCGGCGGCGCGGGCAGCGGUGGGAGCGGCGGCGCCUCCUCGGGCGCCUGGUCCGAGGGCGAGGGCUCCUCGGCCGGCGCCUCCGUGCAGGGCGACGACGACAACGACACGCAGGCGCUGCUCGACCUGCUGUCCGCCACGCGCACGCCGCAGGUCAGCGACAUGACCCCUACGAGCGCGCUAGUGCAAUGGAACUCGCCGCUCCCGGAGGGCGUGACGCUGCCCAACGUGGAGCUCACCUACGACCUGCUGCUGGGCGACCGCGGCCGCUACAAGGCCAUCUACAGCGGGCCGUCCCUCUCCUGCCGCGUGCGCGACCUGCGGCCGGGCUGCGAGUACUCGGUGUGCCUGCAGAUCCGCGCCGGGCAGGCCACAGGCGGCGCCAGCGACGCCGUCACCUUCCGCGCACCCGCCGCGCCGCCCGAGCGCCCGCCGCAGCCCCGCGCCACCCAGCGCGCGAGGACCUCGCUGCUGCUGCGCUGGCAGCAGGCGCAGGACAACGGCGCGCGACUGACGCAUUACAUCUUGGAGAUGGACGACGGGCAGGGCUGGCGCGAGGUGUCGCGGCCGCGCACGCGGCAGCACACGGCCGGCAACCUGCGGCCGCAGACGCGCUACGCUUUCCGCGUCGCCGCCGUUAACGAGUGCGGCCGCGGCGACUACAGCGACGAGUGCGUCGCCUGGACCGCCGGCGCGCCCCCGCCCGCGCCCACCCCGCCCGCGCUCGCCGCCGCCGCCGCGCAUCAGCUCGCGCUCGCCUGGGAACCCCGCAAGGGCGACGAGGUCUUCACCCUCCAGGUCGACGACCCCGCGCAGGGCUACGGCUUCCGACCCGCCUACCACGGGGAUAGUAACGAACAUACGUGCACCGAGUUGCGUCGCGCGACCGAGUACCGCUUCCGGCUGUGCGCGCAGACCGACGACGGCCAGGGGCCCUGGUCACCCGAAGUCGCGUACCGCACGCUCGCCGAGCGGCCCGCGGCGCCGGCCAGGCCGCAGCCACGCGGGAAGAUCCUGCCGCGCACGUUCCGGCUGCGCUGGGAGCCCCCGGCCGACGACGGCGGCGCGCCCGUCUCCUCCUACACGCUCGAGCUCGACGGCGGCGACGGCUACCGGCGCGCCUACUCGGGCCCCGAGCGCGAGGCGCACUGCGACCGCCUGCAGCCCGGCACGCCGUACCGCGCGCGCGUGUGCUGCGCCAACGAGGCCGGCGAGAGCGAGUGGUCCGCCGCCGAGACCGUCACCACCGAGGCCACGGCGCCCGGCGCACCCGCCGCGCCCGAGCCGGCCGGCCCCGUGCGCGCCACCGCGCUGGCCGUGCGGUGGCGCGCGCCCGACUGCACCGGCGGCGCGCCGCUCACCGAGUACCGCGCCGAGCUCGCUGCGCCCGAGGGCGUGCGCCGGGCCUACUGCGGCGCCAAGCCCGAGUGCGACGUGCGCGACCUGGCGCCCGGCUGCGUCUACAGGCUCACCGUCACCGCCGUCAACCGAGUGGGCGCGGGCCCGCCGUCGACGCCGCUCGACUUCACCACCGCGGCGGCGCCGCCCGACGCCCCGGAUACGCCAACGGCCGAAAUCCUCUCGGCGCGUUCCGCUCGCCUCGAAUGGACCGCCCCGCGCGACAACGGCGCUCCCGUGCUCGACUACCGAUUAGAGAUGAGCGCGGCGAGCGCCGACGAGGCGGCGUACGCGGAGGUGUACCGCGGUCCCGACACGAGCUGCGUCGUCGACGCGCUGGUGCCGUUCUCGCCGUACCUGUUCCGCCUGUGCGCGACCAACGCGGCCGGGCGCGGCGCGUGGUCGGCGCCGCGGGACGCGCUGACGCCGCGCGCGGCGCCCGGGCCGCCCGGCGCGCCGCGCCACGAGGCCGGCGCCGACAGCCUGCGGCUGCACUGGCGGCCGCCCGCCGACCACGGCGCGCCCGUGCUGCGGUACCGCGUGCAGGUGGACGACGACGCGUUCGAGACCGACGGGCCGGCGGCCGAGCGGCUGGUGGAAGGUCUCACUCCCGACACCGUCUACCGCGUGCGCGUCGCCGCGCUUAACGAACUCGGGCUGGGCGAGUGGAGUGAGGAGGCUCGCGCCGGCACGCGACCGCCGCCGCCUGAGCCGCCCGCGCUGCGAUUGGCCCAAGCCGCGCACAACUACCUGCGGCUCGAGUGGGCGCCGAGCGGCGGCGAGGGCGCGCAUUACUGCGUGGAGAUGCGUGCGGCGGACGCGCGCGAGUUCCGCCCGGUGUACCGCGGCUCGGCGCGCAGCUGUAAAGUAAAGAAGCUGAAAGAAGCGAGCGAGUACUGGUUCCGGGUCCGCUGCUCGGACGAGCGCGGCGGGCGGGGCGGCUGGGGCGAGGCGAUGUCGGCGCGCACGCCGGCCGCGCCGCCGCCGGCGCCGCGCGCGCCCGCGCUGUCGCUGCCCGCGCCGCGCCAGGCGCUGGCCGUGUGGGACGCGCUCGACGACGCCGUGCCCACCACUUACGUGCUGCAGUGCGCGAGGGGGAAGGAUGCCAUAUUCAAAGAGGUGUACUCGGGCUGCGAGCCGCAGUUCCAGCUGGAGGCGCUGGAGUACGGCGGCGAGUACUCGGUGCGCGUGUGCGCGGUGCGCGGCGGGCUGGCCAGCGCGUGGUCGCCGGCGGCGCGGCUCGCCGUGCCCGCGCCGCCGCCGCCGCAGCGCCCGCGCCGCGCCCGACCCACGCGCGCCUUCUCCUCCCGCCAGGUGGCGUGGCUGAUGGCGGGCGCGUUCCUGCUGCUGGGCGUGCUUGUGGCGGUGCUGGUGCAGCAGCUGGUGGAGCCGCGGCCGUGACGCGCGCUGGCGGCGGCGCCGACCCGCGCGCUCGCCACCAUCUAACGUGCGGUGUGGCCGUACCCGCGUCACACCCGCACCGCGACCACUGUGCAAUUAUCCGCCAAUAUUUUAUCGAGAGACGAGACGUUGUAGUUGAAUUCCGAAUUGUUUAUUAUGUAAAUGACUCGCCCGGGUCUAAGUAUUCGGCCUAGCGACUCGUGGUUCGCCCGCUCCGUGGCUUCACGAGUGUAUAAAAUAUUUUAUGCGUAAAUGUUGCAGUCACCGACUUGUAUAAUUUUAAUGGCAGCGUAUCAUGAUAUCAUAAUUGUCUCUUGUAUGUUGUAAUUGUAAACUUUCACAAACUCUAUAUCUAGUCUAUGCUUCGAACUUGCUGUUUAUGUUUAUCGUUCUUGUCUGAGAAGGCGAUGUUCUAUAUAGUAACUGAUAUCUAUUUUAUCACUUUUCCAUAUACAUGUAGUAAAAUAUUAUUUUAAGUAUUGAAUGAAAUGUACUUCCAAUAUUUACUAGUCUUCUGACUGUAAUUAUGUUUUCCAAAUAUUUAAUGAUAUUUUUAUAAAAUAUUAAAUCGGUCUGUUGCAUGUUUUAUCAGAUUUAGUAUAGCGACCAAGGUGCUCUAUUAUUAUUAACAUUCUGUUGAGAGGGACAUGGCCCCUCGCUCUGCAACGAGUUUCCAGUGUGUGUGCUGUGAUCACUUCCUUAUGCGAAUGAGACUGAUUUUAAAUAAAUGCUUUCUUUCUAGACACGUUUUGAAUGAUGGCUUUCAUAAUAUCGGUCCCUAGCCGCGUCCGCGUCCGCGCCCGUGUCGACGCCGGACCGCGUACGGUGUCCGACCGUGUACGGUGCGGUGCUCGACCGCGGACGGCGCCUGAUCGCGUACGGCGGCGCCCAAUCGCGCCCGACGCGGCCGUGACGUCACAGUCCGAUCAUGUACUCCGAAUGCUUAUUUGAUAACAUUCAUAUAAUCGUAUUGUAUCGACGAUAGUUAAUUUUAACAUUUUAUAUCAUAGGACAUGAACUUUUAUUAAUUCAUUAUAUUAUGUAAAUUAGAGUUAUUUGUAUAAUUUUAAAUUUAGAGAUUACGAAUUAUUGAGAUUGUUACCACCCGGUAUAAUGGAAUAGGGAGUUGUUAAAUUCGACCUAAUUUGUAAGAGUUUAAGUUCCAAAUAUGACAAAGAAAUAAUUAUGUAAUCAAUCAUCACUAAAUAUUGAUGUUCUUGCUACUAAUUGUUCAUUACAGUAUUAGAGAAUUUUUUAAGCUAUUUCACUAUGAUGUCUUCGAUCGAUGAUUUCUUGUAGAUAAGCGAAAUAUAUCUUUUAUUCUAUUCAGUCGUUCAGAAACGUUAGAAUUAAAAUUAAUAGUGCAUUAUGAAUUUACAUGUUUAUACUUGGAUGUUUCUUAGUAUCAUUGUUCCCUAUUGAUGUUAUCAGAAAUGGAGUUCUCUACGGACUAUCGGCUAUUCUUAUACACGACAUUCGUUAGGCUGUUGUCCGAUGGGCGGCGAGUAAGCGAUUAUUUUCUCGCACAAUUAUCGUACUACGUGCAGACGUAUGUAGGCCCCGUGUGAAUAAAAGAGAUGAAAGAAAGCAUAUACUAAUUUGAACGCUGACUGCUCACACUGGCUGCGAGUUGCUUUAUGUGAAAACACUCGCCUGUGAAGAGAAUGAACUUGGUUUUCGCUGAUGGCGGCCGGUCGGACAGCCGCCAGUGUCCGCGGCAGCGGCCGCUUGCACUCGUUUGUACGAACUUUACCGUGACGCACCAAUAUUAGGCUUAAACAUAAAUAUAAUAUUUCGUAAAUAUAUGAUAUUUACCUCUUCUGUGAUUAGCGUAUCUUUUCUUGUUAAAUCUUCGUUGUUAUCCAAUACAUUCCUAUAUUUUUCUUUCAAUUUCAUAGACGAUGUCGGCGAUGAAUAUUCACUUGUGCCUCAUUUUGUAAGGCGUUGUUUGAAAGGUAAGCACAGCUUACGGCUUAUAAAAAAAUAUUAAUUUUUGAAAUGUUUAUCAUAAUAGUGUGCAAUUAACUAUUUAUUUAUUCUGUAUCGCUUAAUAUAAUAUUUAUUUUUUAGAAAUUAUAUAGAGUUUCUACGUAUAGUGUGGUCUAAUUACAAAGGGAAAAUUCGAUGUUCCUAAAUAAGUUAGCAUUUGCACAAUACACGGACUCGGCUAAACUGUGUACAACAGACAAGCAUUCCAAGUUGAUUCCACUUGUAAAUAGGCCUAAUGAACUCUCGUCUUGAAUGAUUGUACAUCGCGCUUUAGUUGUCAAAUGUAAAUAAAUCUGAUGUUAUGAAUCAUGAGCUUCUUAUAAGGGCAUGUUUAGGUACUGAACAUGUAUGCCAAUGGAAAUUACUACACUGUAUUGAGACUAAACGUUUUAAAAUAAUGAAAUGAAUUAUAUUAAAUUAAAUAACGGGGAUAACAUCUCAUAUUGUAUUUGUGUUUGAAUUAGUAACGUAUAACGAAAUGUAUAUGUUUAUAAUGUAAUAUUUGAUGACGUUAUGUAUACAAUUUAUUAAACAUGAAUAUAUCAAUAAAACUAUAUUUUGUGUA